This is a messenger RNA of Aspergillus versicolor CBS 583.65, 978 nucleotides long. RefSeq lists its product as uncharacterized. Lineage: Eukaryota; Fungi; Ascomycota; Eurotiomycetes; Eurotiales; Aspergillaceae. The record is from RefSeq and is a predicted model, not a curated record. The transcript has 4 exons. The coding region runs from base 1 to 978 and encodes 325 amino acids.
AUGGAUAUUUUAAAUUUGGCAGCAGGCGCAAAGCCUUCCUUGAGGCUAGGUGGAUACACUCUCAACGUGGAGGAGGCAUGGAAUUUCAGAACUACUCAAAUCUUCGAUGAGCUAGACAGGGCAAUAUCGCCAGGCAAUGACGACCUCCGGAAAAUGCUAGAUCUUAUCAAAGGAUUGUGCCCUCUGGACGGCACCAUAUAUGCAGACAAGCAGCUCAGACCAUCUCAGGCUAUUGCAAGAACGGUUGUACCAAACUACCAAAAGGGGGAAUCUCAGUUUAAUAUCGAGAAGCACGACUUCAAUAACGAUGGGAUUCCGUAUUGGGGCCUUUGCGACGUGUUAGGGCGCCUGAUGUCUCUGCUUGCCGACGUGCCUAAACACGCGACUAGGGAUAACUUUUAUGUUCAUAUGACAGCAUUAUACGGGAGAUGGUGCUAUAAUCUGAUACAGAACUCGAAAAAGGUGCUGCCGUUUAUGUUCUGCAGCGUCUGGGUUACCGACGGCGUUGGCGGUGCAGUUAAGCUCUUUCUCGGUGCCUCCAUGGGCAGGUCAACGAAUAGCGCAAAAGCCAAGUCUCCCUGGACGCUUCAAAUUCAGAGGGUGCGGUUUGAGCUGCUAGACGUGGAGCAUAUGGAGCUCUCAGGCUACGACCUAUAUAUGUCUCCCGCAGGGGAGUUGGCCGAGGAAGAUGAAUCUAUCAAGUUGGGUAAUUGUGCGGAAACAUAUCCUUUCGCUUAUUUGGAUAGCGAUAAGACUGACCCGUGGGAAAAUGCGCAUGGCCUUGCCCUCAACAAGCGGGCUAUCACCCUGCAUGACAACUACAACGUGAAUGAUAUUAUAUCACACAUCAGAGGUCCAUGUCCGAACUGUCAGUGGUACAUCGAGAGCCGUGGGGGUAGGAGUGGAAAUUUUGAAAGAAAGAACGAGGUCAAGGGAGAAGGGAAGAAAGAGGGACAGCAUUAUGAAGCAGGUGCAUAA